AAAUAAAUUUAUUUAAAUAGUCCAAGUGAGAAGUAAACCCUAAAUCAGAAGUCCAAACUCGCAGGCAACAAAAGGUUUCGUCUUUCUCAGUCUUUGGCGUCUGUACGAGCAGUUAUUGAAAUCAACCAUGGGUAAGGUUCACGGUUCGUUGGCACGUGCCGGAAAGGUCAGGGGUCAGACCCCAAAGGUUGCUAAGCAAGACAAGAAGAAGAAGCCCAGAGGCCGCGCUCACAAGCGUAUGCAGUACAACAGGAGAUUCGUCACCGCCGUUGUUGGAUUUGGAAAGAAGCGGGGACCCAACUCCUCAGAGAAGUAAAUAUGACUUUUGAGGCAUCAAGUCUAGUACGAGUAGAUUAGCUUAUUUAGUAGUGAUGUUGAAGCUAGUUUCUUACUUUGGGACUGGUUGAGUGGUUGUUAUAUUUCCUUGUCUCUUGCUUUUUUAUUUUAGAACUGUUGGUUUUGUGAUUGAAUUCGGAGAAUGGAUAUCAUAUAUUAACAUCAGCUAAAAUUUUCUUUUUCUUCUUUUAAUGGAUAUCAUAUUAAUGUGUGUAGUUUCUUCGAAA
Messenger RNA from Cannabis sativa, 563 nucleotides. RefSeq names its product small ribosomal subunit protein eS30z/eS30y/eS30x. The record is from RefSeq and is a predicted model, not a curated record. The transcript has 3 exons. NCBI's taxonomy places the organism in Eukaryota, Viridiplantae, Streptophyta, Magnoliopsida, Rosales, Cannabaceae. Gene Ontology annotation, cellular component: ribosome; cytosolic small ribosomal subunit. Gene Ontology annotation, biological process: translation. Gene Ontology annotation, molecular function: structural constituent of ribosome. The coding region runs from base 128 to 316 and encodes 62 amino acids.